This is a messenger RNA of Anopheles marshallii, 603 nucleotides long. RefSeq lists its product as uncharacterized. The coding region runs from base 1 to 603 and encodes 200 amino acids. Lineage: Eukaryota; Metazoa; Arthropoda; Insecta; Diptera; Culicidae. The record is from RefSeq and is a predicted model, not a curated record. The transcript has a single exon.
AUGGCCAGUGCCAGUACGACUAAUUUCGUCCCGAUUCAAACAAAAGCCUCGAUUGCGCUCAAGGGAAAUGCCCAAGAAUCGUUCAAAGUGACUGUAUUCGAGCCGAAGAAAGCAGCAUUGCAGAAGAAGAGAUCGGCACGACCGCGGCCACCUCCUAAGAAGGACAGCGAAAAGAAUGAUUCCGAGGACGACGAUGAGGACGAUAUUGACGACAUAUUUUCGGAUAUGCCUCGUAAAAAACCCAAAAAGAAGGAAGAUCCAACCGUAUUCGACAUGACGAAAGCCCGGCGAGACAUCAUGAACCUUGGAUUUAGUGGUUUCGACAAGGAGAGCAAACAUCAAGCAAGUGUACGGUUGGCCAUAAAGCUCGGGGCCAAAGCGCCGAAAAACCAAUACCGGAAUUACCGUGAAAUGUUGGAAGAACAGAAAGCGGCCAAGGAGCAGGGCGGUGAUGGGGCGGCAAAGAGACGGCAAGGACAAAUGGCUUACGGUGCGAUCCAAUCGUUCAACAAAUAUCAGCAGCGACAAAGUGAUAAGCAACGUAAUCCAACCUCAAUUAUGAAGCAUUACGGCAUCGCAAAGCCGCGAAUAGGGAAGAAAUAA